GUCCAAACAGAGGCUAAAACUACUUUGCAUAUCCUGUUUCUCUGACUCAGAGUAGAUGACGGUUAUGGGAAGAGGAGGCUAGCCGAGCUGCUCUGCAUAGAUGCUCGUACUGAGGGACAAAACUACAAGCAAGAACAGAAAAAGGCUGAUAUCCAAUGAUGGACGGGUUUGCAGGGGACAUGCUGAGCGGCGGCCGGGCCCUGCUCGGCGAGGACAGCUCGGUCAUGGCUCGCAUGCAGAAGAAGUUCUGGAAGACCAAGCAGGUCCUCAUCAAAGCCACGGGCAAGAAGGAGGACGAGUACGUGGUGGCGUCAGACGCUGACCUGGACGCCAAGCUCGAGUUCUUCCGCUCGGUCCAGUUAACGUGCACGGAGCUGCUGAAGGUGAUUGAGAAGUACCAGCACAGGAUCACACGCUUGUCUCAGGAGGAGAACGAGCUCGGCCUGUUCCUUCGCUUCCAGGGGGAACACGAUCGCACAAAGGCUGGCAACAUGAUGGACGCCACCAGCAAGGCCCUGUGCAGCUCCGCCAAGCAGAGGAUGGCACUCUGCCCGCCACUGCACCGCUUGCACCAGGAAGUGGAGACGUUCAGGCGGCGCGCCAUCGCUGACACGCUACUGACUGUCACUCGUAUGGAGAAGGCUCGCACCGAGUACAGAGGAGCUCUGCUCUGGAUGAAAGAUGUCUCCCAAGAACUGGACCCGGACACCUACAAACAGCUGGAGAAGUUCCGCAAGGUCCAAAGCCAGGUCAGAGGGACAAAGAGCCAGUUUGAGAAGCUGAAGAAUGAUGUGUGUCAGAAGGUUGACAUGCUGGGAGCUAGCCGCUGCAACAUGCUGUCCCACUCCCUCUGUACCUACCAGACCACUCUGCUGCAGUUCUGGGAGAAGACGGCCCACGCCAUGUCGGGAAUCCAAAAGGCCUUCCACGGACAUGUGCCAUACCAGUUCACCACACUCAAGGACCUGCGAGACCCACUGGAGGAACUAAUAGACGCACAGAAACAAGAGGAUAAGAAGGAGAAGCCUCUGCAGAGCAACGCAGACAGUCUGGUGUCCUUGGAUGACGACAACAAGCCAUCAGGAAGUGCCUCUGGCGCAGACUCCACCCACGGCAGUGUUGGACAGAGCCAAACCGGUGACAGUGUGCACCAAAACACCACCAAACCUACUCCAGACCUGCACGACCUCAGAGGACUGUCGGCAAGCUUUGAUGACGACCUGAUGCUCACGGCGUGUGAUCUGCCACCGUCGCAGUUCCCUUUCCAGCGCAAUGAGCCCUGGGGGUUUGGAGGCCUCCAGUCCGGCCUCUCACUGCCGCCCGCCACCGGUGGGGGUCUGCUCUCAGGUGGUCCGGCAGGGCUGAGAGCGGAAGAGGAAGACGGAGAACGGGGCGACAUGGCUUUCCUCAAAGACCUCCUCAGCCCCGGCCCGGGGGCCAGCGACGAGUUCAGCAGAGAGUGGCAGGACGCUUUCGGGCUGUUCGACACUCCAGGCAGUCCUCCACCGAGCACGGGAGCAGCGAGCAGUGAGCUGGCAGCAAGUAGUGGGCCGCCGCGUCCGCUCUCAAACCCCCCCAGCCCCACAGGCUUCCUGCCCUCCCAGCUGCUGGACCACAGUCUGAGCUCUACAGGCUGGUCAACCCCGCCCAUGUUCCAGGCUCCGCCCCUGCAGCCUCCUCCUGGUCAGAACCAAUCAGCUCAGCCGGCGCCAAGUUCAGCAGCUAACGCUGCUUCAGGUGGAUCCAAAGACAUGUCUGCCUGGUUCAACCUGUUCGCAGACCUGGACCCCCUCUCCAACCCCGACGCCAUCGGGCGCUCCCCAGACGAGCUACUCAACGCCUAAAGCCCUGUCUGUGUCUGUGUGUCUGUGUGUCUGUGUGUGUGUGUGUGUGUGUGUGUGUGCAGCAGUGUAUGAUUUCUUUCACAGGAUCUGGAUGUCAGCGAGUUUCCAUGUCAACAAUCAAGUAAAAGAACACACACUAACAGUGAAAAACACACAUGAGCCUGCAUUUCGGAGAGAAAUGUGUACAUAUCCACACUUGCAUAUACAUAUUUGUCUUACACUGGAAGGUGUUAUUUUACACUGGAAAAGGAAAGCGGUUGUUUGUCGUCGCUAAACGCUCCUGGCUGCUCCCUGCAGCGUUGUAAAUGACUGUUAACACUACACGUGAACUACUGACUCAUACACGCAGCAAACCUCCUGCGGUUUGUGUCAGCUUUCAGUUACUGCGCCCUUUGUCAAGCUGAGAGAAUGUUUGGCUUCCAGGUUUGUUUUGGACCGCCGUUGUGUGUGUUUUUCUGUGCUUUAUUCAUGUUUGCGUUGUUUGGGUGUGUGUCGGUUUGCUGUGUGUACACAUCACGGGACCCAGGAUGUUAAAAAAAACCUCUAUAUACUGCUUAAUGUUGUUUAAACAUCGUAGCACAUGAUUGUCACGUAUGAAUGAAGAGCGUACAGUGCAUAUAUUUAUAUAUAUUGGACAUAUUGAGCCUGUAUUUGCACACAGAAACAACAUGUGAAUCUCAAGCUGCACCGGGGGCCUGUAUCACCGCUUAUCCAGCUAUCUUUGGACCUAACUCAGGUCUUCUGGUAUCACAAUGCUGACCCCUUUUAUCGGAUCACCAUUCCUGACAGUAUAGAUGCUUUUACACAUCUCUGCAGCGCAGGAUUAAAGGGGAACACCACCCAAAUUCCAAUAUGUUAUUUCCAUGACCGAGGAAAGUUCAAUCAAUAUUUGUGAACAUGAGCUACUCUCUCUCAAAGCGAGAAACCAGAGAAGUAAAUCUCAAACUUGUGAUGUCAUCAAGUAUUAAAUGUGGAGUUGCCCCAUAGACAAUGAAUGGGAGACCAACAGAAUGUUUUUUUUUCUUUAUAGUUAGAUAAUGCUACUACAGCGCCACCUAUCGGCCAAAUAGCACCAAAUUUGACUUUGUCAGUCUACAGCCAUUAGUUUUGCAGGUAUUUGAUCAUAAACCAAAGUAUUGGAUAAAUUGUAAUUUUGACCUGAUGAUGGCUGUGAUACAGACCCCUGCACAAACUGUGGAUGUUUGAGACUCCACCAGAUAAAUAAUGUGAUGCUUUAUUGAUCCUUGUAUGGAGAUUCUCCGUUUCCUGUCUAACGGUCUAAAGGCAGCGCUGAACUGUGAGCCGUCUGUUCUCCGGAGAGGACUGAUGGCGUCAUAAUGACGGCCUGAUCUGGAGUCAGAUUACAGGCACAGCGGACGUUCACACUGUCCAAACUGUCCAAACUCUCUGUGGCUUUUGCGACACCAACAGCCUCUUCCUGUUUUUCCGUCAGUCCACCUUCAUCCCAGAUUCCACUGGCUCUGAAUGUAGUGUAAAAAUAGGACGCGUUUGAGUCCCAUCUGUCUUUCAGAUCUCACAAUCACAAGUCCAAGGCCAAGAAAAAUGUGUGAAGGAUGAAAUUUAUUUUGUUUUCUCUUGAAGGAAAAGUAGGACACAGGAUUGGAUUAUUUUGGGGUGGGUGGGUUAUUUAAGUCCUAAGAAUCUGCAAAUAAACGACACCUACGCUGCAUUAAAAUGUAUUUAUUUUCAGAUUAUAUCACUGUUUGCAAAAUCUCAAAAAAGUAUUUGUUGUGCAGUACACUGAGGAGCUUAAGUAACACUAAAUACUGUAAAAUACUGUAUUUUUAACUCUGUGUUGUGUAUUUUGAGAAUUCACAGAUGAAUUUUGGAAAUAUAUUAUUGUUUUAAAGGAAAAGAAUCAACACUGGAGAACUGUUACCACGUCAUAAAAUGGAUUUCUAAAUUAUUCUAUUUGUUUUUGAGGGAAAAAAACUACCAAGGCUGACAUUUUUGAAUGUUUCCGAAGAUGAAGAUGCAGAGUCGGGUUGCUAAAAUGUAUUUUAUGGAUAAUAUAUUGAAGUUGUCGAGAUGUGAAAAUCAUGUCCACAUGCACCAACUGAAACCAAAUCCUCAGUUAGGACAUUUUGUGCCUGUAUAAAUCACACUCAAUGGAGCCAAGUAUGGAGGACGAAACCUGCCAAAAUCAAAAAUCAAUCAAUAAAUAAAUGACUUGAUAAGUAAAUAAAUGACAUUAAAUGUAGCAAAAUAAUAUUAAUUAAUUGAUCAAAUGUGACAUAAAUUGAUAUUUUGCACUUGCAAUAA
Sebastes umbrosus (honeycomb rockfish) is the source of this 4127-nucleotide messenger RNA. RefSeq names its product islet cell autoantigen 1-like (gene ical1). The transcript has 15 exons. Gene Ontology annotation, biological process: regulation of transport. The coding region runs from base 156 to 1844 and encodes 562 amino acids. Gene Ontology annotation, molecular function: protein domain specific binding. Lineage: Eukaryota; Metazoa; Chordata; Actinopteri; Perciformes; Sebastidae. The record is from RefSeq and is a predicted model, not a curated record. Gene Ontology annotation, cellular component: Golgi apparatus.